Molecule: messenger RNA, 701 nt
Organism: Lathyrus oleraceus (garden pea)
Lineage: Eukaryota; Viridiplantae; Streptophyta; Magnoliopsida; Fabales; Fabaceae
Product: leghemoglobin 29
Exons: 4
Coding region: 45-497 (150 amino acids)
Molecular function (GO): heme binding; oxygen binding
Source: RefSeq, a predicted model, not a curated record
AAAUAUUUAAUUGAAAUUAAAUAAAGAAGAGAAAACAAAGAAAUAUGGAUUUUACUUUGAGGCAACAAGCUUUAGUUAAUAGCUCAUGGGAAGCAUUCAAUCAAAAUCUUCCUCUCUUUAGUGUUUUGUUCUACACCUUUAUAUUGGAAAAAGCACCUGCAACACAAAAUAUGUUUUCUUCUUUAAAAGAUGCAAAUGCCGACGAAGUAUCUUUGUAUAAUCCUAGUGUCAAUGCUCAUGCUGAGAAGGUUUUUGGAAUGGUGCGUGAUGCGGCCGUUCAACUCCGAACAACUGGAGAAGUAGCAUUGGAAGAUAUUACAUUAGGAGUUAUUCACACUCAAAAAAGAGUUGCCGGCUCUCAUUUUAUGGUUGUGAAAGAAGCAUUGUUAAAAACUAUAAAGGAAGCUGUUGGAAAUGAAUGGAGUGAGGAGUUAAGUAAUGCUUGGGAAAUUGCUUAUGAUGGAUUGGCAGUUGCAAUUAUGAAGGAAAUGAGUUAAAUAUUAGAUCUAUUACUUGCUUAUAAGUAAGAUCGAUAAAUAAAAUUUAUUUUCCUAAAACUUUAAUUAAGUUUUUUUUAAUAAAUGUUGUUGAAACUAAUUAGUUAAGAACCUUUGAGGUAUAACCUCAAUAUGUUUGUAUAAUAAAUUGUUUUAAAUUUGUAUUUGAAGUAUUAAUUCAAUACUAAGAGUUUUUAUUUUUAA